AUGGGAUACGACGGCGUUUCCACGAACGAAACGGCGCACGAUCCCUUCCUGCCGCUGGCCGUGGCAGCCACGUCGACCAGCCGUGUGACUUUGGAAACGCAUGUGGCCAUCGCCUUCCCGCGUUCGCCCAUGGUGGUCGCCUACACGGCGCGCGACCUGCACGACAACAGCGGCGGACGAUUCCGCCUCGGGUUGGGAACGCAGGUGAAAGGGCACAACGAGCGGAGGUUUUCCACUCGCUGGACUGGCUCAGCUGGGCCUCGCCUGCGAGAGUACGUGCAAUCGUUGCACGCCAUCUGGAACUGCUGGGACACGGGAAGCAAUCUGGAGUACGCGGGAGACUUCUACCAGUUUUCGCUGAUGACGCCAUUUUUCAAUCCCGGCCCCAGCGAGUAUCCGCAUCCCGAGGUAUUCACGGCAGCGGUGAACGGCUACAACUGCCUGGUAGCGGGAGAGUGCAGCGAAGGACUGAUGCUGCACAGCCUGGUUUCACCGGAGUACGUGCGACAGGUAGUACAGCCCAAUGUUGCCGAAGGAGCGCGCCGCGCCGGCCGAAAUGCCGACGACGUGUCCGUUGUCGGCGGGGGAUUCAUCGUCACCGGGCCCAACCGCUCGGCAAUCGCCGAGGCAGCGGAGGAGACCAAGCGACGUAUCGCCUUUUAUUCUUCCACGCGAACCUACUUCCCGGUGUUGGAAUGCCACGGAUUCGAGGACAUCGGACGAGAACUGCACGUCAUGUCGCGCGAGGGCAAAUGGGCGGAGAUGGGCGACCUGGUGCCCGACGAGAUGCUCAACGCCUUUGCCAUCAUCGGUGAGUACGACGAAAUCCCCGGCAUGUUCAAAGAAAGGUAUGGUGGGCUGGUGGACGAGAUGCACUUCUCGAUUGAGACUGCUAACGACGCGGAACAGGGCCAGUUGCGUCGCCUAGUCCGGGAGUUGCAGGAGCAGUAA
Molecule: messenger RNA, 951 nt
Organism: Geodia barretti
Lineage: Eukaryota; Metazoa; Porifera; Demospongiae; Tetractinellida; Geodiidae
Source: the annotation of a GenBank genome assembly